AGGGGCGGGGGAAGGAGUCCGAGGGGAGGGGCGGGGACCGGCAGCCGCCCUCCCUCACCCUCCCUCCCUUUCUUUCUUUCUUUCUCUCCUUCUCGCUCUCUUGUCUUUUCUUUGCCUCUGCAGCGGCCAAGGGGGCGGGCCCUGCAGCCUUUGUUGCCCGCGGACCGAGCGCAGCCGAACGGAGUCGGGGCCGGGUCGCCGGGAGCUGCACGCCGGCCGGGCAUGUCCUGAGCCGGACCUGGGACCAGGCAGCGACCGGACGGGACGGACGAGAGCGUGCGCGCGGGGUCACCCGGCGGCCGCCCGGUUCCUGCCAUGCCCGGCGGCCCCAGUCCCGGCAGCCCCGCGCCUUUGCUGCGCCCCCUCCUCGUGCUCCUCUGCGCUCUGGCUCCCGGCGCCCCCGGACCCGCACCAGGACGUGCAACCGAGGGCCGGGCGGCACUGGACAUCGUGCACCCGGUUCGAGUCGACGCGGGGGGCUCCUUCCUGUCCUACGAGCUGUGGCCUCGCGCACUGCGCAAGCGGGAUGUAUCUGUGCGCCGAGACGCGCCCGCCUUCUACGAGCUACAAUACCGCGGGCGCGAGCUGCGCUUCAACCUGACCGCCAAUCAGCACCUGCUGGCGCCCGGCUUUGUGAGCGAGACGCGGCGGCGCGGCGGCCUGGGCCGUGCGCACAUCCGGGCCCACACCCUGGCCUGCCACCUGCUUGGCGAGGUGCAGGACCCUGAGCUCGAGGGUGGCCUGGCGGCCAUCAGCGCCUGCGACGGCCUGAAAGGUGUGUUCCAGCUCUCCAACGAGGACUACUUCAUUGAGCCCCUGGACAGUGCCCCGGCCCGGCCUGGCCACGCCCAGCCCCAUGUGGUGUACAAGCGUCAGGCCCCGGAGAGGCUGGCACAGCGGGGUGAUUCCAGUGCUCCAAGCACCUGUGGAGUGCAAGUGUACCCAGAGCUGGAGCCUCGACGGGAGCGUUGGGAGCAGCGGCAGCAGUGGCGGCGGCCACGGCUGAGGCGUCUACACCAGCGGUCGGUCAGCAAAGAGAAGUGGGUGGAGACCCUGGUGGUAGCUGAUGCCAAAAUGGUGGAGUACCACGGACAGCCGCAGGUUGAGAGCUAUGUGCUGACCAUCAUGAACAUGGUGGCUGGCCUGUUUCAUGACCCCAGCAUUGGGAACCCCAUCCACAUCACCAUUGUGCGCCUGGUCCUGCUGGAAGAUGAGGAGGAGGACCUAAAGAUCACGCACCAUGCAGACAACACCCUGAAGAGCUUCUGCAAGUGGCAGAAAAGCAUCAACAUGAAGGGGGACGCCCAUCCCCUGCACCAUGACACCGCCAUCCUGCUCACCAGGAAGGACCUGUGUGCAGCCAUGAACCGGCCCUGUGAGACCCUGGGACUGUCCCAUGUGGCGGGCAUGUGCCAGCCGCACCGCAGCUGCAGCAUCAACGAGGACACGGGCCUGCCGCUGGCCUUCACUGUAGCCCACGAGCUCGGGCACAGUUUUGGCAUUCAGCAUGACGGAAGCGGCAAUGACUGUGAGCCCGUUGGGAAACGACCUUUCAUCAUGUCUCCACAGCUCCUGUACGACGCCGCUCCCCUCACCUGGUCCCGCUGCAGCCGCCAGUAUAUCACCAGGUUCCUUGACCGUGGGUGGGGCCUGUGCCUGGACGACCCUCCUGCCAAGGACAUUAUCGACUUCCCCUCGGUGCCACCUGGUGUCCUCUAUGACGUGAGCCACCAGUGCCGCCUCCAGUACGGGGCCUACUCUGCCUUCUGCGAGGACAUGGAUAAUGUCUGCCACACACUCUGGUGCUCUGUGGGGACCACCUGUCACUCCAAGCUGGAUGCAGCCGUGGACGGCACCCGGUGUGGGGAGAAUAAGUGGUGUCUCAAUGGGGAGUGCGUACCCGUGGGCUUCCGGCCCGAGGCCGUGGAUGGUGGCUGGUCUGGCUGGAGCGCCUGGUCCAUCUGCUCACGGAGCUGUGGCGUGGGCGUACAGAGCGCCGAGCGGCAGUGCACGCAGCCUACGCCCAAAUACAAAGGCAGAUACUGUGUGGGUGAGCGGAAGCGCUUCCGCCUCUGCAACCUGCAGGCCUGCCCCGCUGGCCGCCCCUCCUUCCGCCACGUCCAGUGCAGCCACUUUGACGCUAUGCUCUACAAGGGCCAGCUGCACACAUGGGUGCCCGUGGUCAAUGACGUGAACCCCUGUGAGCUGCACUGCCGGCCCGCGAAUGAGUACUUUGCCGAGAAGCUGCGGGACGCCGUGGUCGAUGGCACCCCCUGCUACCAGGUCCGAGCCAGCCGGGACCUCUGCAUCAACGGCAUCUGUAAGAAUGUGGGCUGUGACUUCGAGAUUGACUCCGGCGCUAUGGAGGAUCGCUGUGGCGUGUGCCAUGGCAACGGCUCCACCUGCCACACCGUGAGCGGGACCUUCGAGGAGGCCGAGGGCCUGGGGUAUGUGGACGUGGGGCUGAUCCCAGCCGGCGCCCGCGAGAUCCGCAUCCAGGAGGUUGCCGAGGCUGCCAACUUCCUGGCACUGCGGAGCGAGGACCCGGAGAAGUACUUCCUCAAUGGUGGCUGGACCAUCCAGUGGAACGGGGACUACCAGGUGGCAGGGACCACCUUCACAUACGCACGCAGGGGCAACUGGGAGAACCUCACGUCCCCGGGUCCCACCAAGGAGCCUGUCUGGAUCCAGCUGCUGUUCCAGGAGAGCAACCCCGGGGUGCACUACGAGUACACCAUCCACAGGGAGGCAGGUGGCCACGACGAGGUCCCGCCGCCCGAGUUCUCCUGGCAUUAUGGGCCCUGGACCAAGUGCACAGUCACCUGCGGCAGAGGUGUGCAGAGGCAGAGUGUGUACUGCUUGGAGCGGCAGGCAGGGCCCGUGGACGAGGAGCACUGUGACCCCCUGGGCCGGCCCGAUGACCAACAGAGGAAGUGCAGCGAGCAGCCCUGCCCUGCCAGGUGGUGGGCAGGUGAGUGGCAGCUGUGCUCCAGCUCCUGCGGGCCUGGGGGCCUCUCCCGCCGGGCCGUGCUCUGCAUCCGCAGCGUGGGGCUGGAUGAGCAGAGCGCCCUGGAGCCACCCGCCUGUGAACACCUUCCCCGGCCCCCUACUGAAACCCCUUGCAACCGCCAUGUACCCUGUCCGGCCACCUGGGCUGUGGGGAACUGGUCUCAGUGCUCAGUGACAUGUGGGGAGGGCACUCAGCGCCGAAAUGUCCUCUGCACCAAUGACACCGGUGUCCCCUGUGACAAGGCCCAGCAGCCAGCCAGCGAAGUCACCUGCUCUCUGCCACCCUGUCGAUGGCCCCUGGGCACACUGGGCCUUGAAGGCUCAGGCAGCGGCUCCAGCCAUGAGCUCUUCAACGAGGCUGACUUCAUCCCGCGCCACCUGGCCCCACGCCCUUCACCUGCCUCAUCACCCAAGCCAGGCACCAUGGGCAACGCCAUUGAGGAGGAGGCUCCAGAGCUGGACCUGCCGGGGCCCGUGUUUGUGGACGACUUCUACUACGACUACAAUUUCAUCAACUUCCACGAGGAUCUGUCCUACGGGCCCUCUGAGGAGCCCGAUCUAGACCUGGCGGGGACAGGGGACCGGACACCCCCACCACACAGCCAUCCUGCUGCGCCCUCCACGGGUAGCCCCGUGCCUGCCACAGAGCCUCCUGCAGCCAAGGAGGAGGGGGUACUGGGACCUUGGUCCCCCAGCCCUUGGCCCAGCCAGACCGGCCGCUCCCCACCCCCACCCUCAGAGCAGACCCCUGGGAACCCUCUGAUCAAUUUCCUGCCUGAGGAAGACACCCCCAUAGGGGCCCCAGAUCUUGGGCUCCCCAGCCUGUCCUGGCCCAGGGUUUCCACUGAUGGCCUGCAGACACCUGCCACCCCUGAGAGCCAAAAUGAUUUCCCAGUUGGCAAGGACAGCCAGAGCCAGCUGCCCCCUCCAUGGCGGGACAGGACCAAUGAGGUUUUCAAGGAUGACGAAUCCAAGGGCCGUGGAGCACCCCACCUGCCCCCGAGACCCAGCUCCACGCUGCCCCCUUUGUCCCCUGUUGGCAGCACCCAUUCCUCUCCUAGUCCCGACGUGGCGGAGCUGUGGACAGGAGGCACGGUGGCCUGGGAGCCAGCUCUGGAGGGUGGCCUGGGGCCCGUGGACAGUGAACUGUGGCCCACUGUUGGGGUGGCUUCUCCCCCUCCUCCUCCUCCUCCCAUAGCCCCUCUGCCAGAGAUGAAGGUCAGGGACAGUUCCCUGGAGCCGGGGACUCCCACCUUCCCAACCCCAGGACCAGGCUCAUGGGACCUGCAGACUGUGGCAGUGUGGGGGACCUUCCUCCCCACAACCCUGACUGGCCUCGGGCACAUGCCUGAGCCUGCCCUGAACCCAGGACCCAAGGGCCAGCCUGAGUCCCUCAGCCCUGAGGUGCCCCUGAGCUCUAGGCUGCUGUCCACACCAGCUUGGGACAGCCCCGCCAACAGCCACAGAGCCCCUGAGACCCAGCCACUGGCUCCCAGCCUGGCUGAAGCAGGGACCCCCGCGGACCUGUUGGUUGUCAGGAAUGCCAGCUGGCAAGCGGGAAACUGGAGCGAGUGCUCUACCACCUGUGGCCUGGGUGCGGUCUGGAGGCCGGUGCGCUGUAGCUCCGGCCGGGAUGAGGACUGCGCCCCCGCUGGCCGGCCCCAGCCUGCCCGCCGCUGCCACCUGCGGCCCUGUGCCACCUGGCACUCAGGCAACUGGAGUAAGUGCUCCCGCAGCUGCGGCGGAGGUUCCUCAGUGCGGGACGUGCAGUGUGUGGACACACGGGACCUCCGGCCACUGCGGCCCUUCCAUUGUCAGCCCGGGCCUGCCAAGCCGCCUGCGCACCGGCCCUGCGGGGCCCAGCCCUGCCUCAGCUGGUACACGUCUUCCUGGAGGGAGUGCUCCGAGGCCUGUGGCGGUGGUGAGCAGCAGCGUCUAGUGACCUGCCCGGAGCCAGGCCUCUGCGAGGAGGCACUGAGACCCAACACCACCCGGCCCUGCAACACCCACCCCUGCACGCAGUGGGUGGUGGGGCCCUGGGGCCAGUGCUCAGCCCCCUGUGGUGGUGGCGUCCAGCGGCGCCUGGUCAAGUGUGUCAACACCCAGACAGGGCUGCCCGAGGAAGACAGUGACCAGUGUGGCCACGAGGCCUGGCCUGAGAGCUCCCGGCCGUGUGGCACCGAGGAUUGUGAGCCCGUCGAGCCUCCCCGCUGUGAGCGGGACCGCCUGUCCUUUGGGUUCUGCGAGACGCUGCGCCUACUGGGCCGCUGCCAGCUGCCCACCGUCCGCACCCAGUGCUGCCGCUCGUGCUCUCCGCCCAGCCACGGCGCCCCCUCCCGAGGCCAUCAGCGGGUUGCCCGCCGCUGACUGCGCCAGGAUGCACAGACCGACCGACAGACCUCAGUGCCCACCACGGGCUGUGGCGGAGCUCCCGCCCCUGCGCCCUAAUGGUGCUAACCCCCUCUCACUACCCAGCGGCAGGCUGGGGACCUCCUCCCCCUCAAAAAAGGUAUUUUUUUAUUCUAACAGUUUGUGUAACAUUUAUUAUGAUUUUACAUAAAUGAGCAUCUACCAUUCCAAA
Molecule: messenger RNA, 5590 nt
Organism: Gorilla gorilla gorilla (western lowland gorilla)
Lineage: Eukaryota; Metazoa; Chordata; Mammalia; Primates; Hominidae
Gene: ADAMTS7
Product: ADAM metallopeptidase with thrombospondin type 1 motif 7
Exons: 24
Coding region: 316-5376 (1686 amino acids)
Biological process (GO): proteolysis; extracellular matrix organization
Cellular component (GO): extracellular matrix
Molecular function (GO): metalloendopeptidase activity
Source: RefSeq, a predicted model, not a curated record